AUGUCUUAUUAUAACAAGCUGGCAAGCGAUUUCCUUAACUAUCAGAACAGUAUGCGAAUGCUGGCACCUGAUUUGUUGAAUCGCGCUACAGUUGCGUCAAAAACGGGUUCUUCUGGAAUGGCCUUCACUUUUGCUGCCUUUGCUUAUCUCAUCGCAUUAAUUGCUGUGGCGUUUUGUAUAUUCUUCGCCAUAUAUACGGUGGUCUGUAUUGAUGAGCUGAAAACGGGCUAA
This is a messenger RNA of Cooperia oncophora, 231 nucleotides long. The record is from the annotation of a GenBank genome assembly. NCBI's taxonomy places the organism in Eukaryota, Metazoa, Nematoda, Chromadorea, Rhabditida, Trichostrongylidae.